UCUCCCUCUCCUCUCCCGAGUCUCUCUCCUCACUGCACCUGAAUCCUCUCUACUGACACCAUGGGCUGUGGUUGUGGUGGCUGUGGCGGCUGUGGCGACUGUUGCAGCUGCACCACCUGCAGAUGCUACCGGGUAGGCUGCUGUGGUGGUUGCUGUGGCUGCGGCGGCUGUGGCUGCUGUGGCUGCGGUGGCUGUGGCUGCGGCUGCGGUGGCUGUGGCUGUGGCGGCUGUGGCUGCGGUGGCUGUGGCUGUGGUGGCUGUGGCGGCUGUGGCUGUGGCGGCUGUGGCUGUGGCGGCUGUGGUGGCUGCUGUGGUUGCUGUGGAUGCUGCAAGCCUGUGGUAGUCUGCUGCUGCCGCCGCAGCUGCUGCAAUUCCUGUGGCUGUGGCUCCUGUGGCUGCGGCUGUGGCUGUGGCUGUGGGAAGGGCUGUUGUCAGCAGAAGUGCUGCUGCCAGCAGAAGUGUGGCUGCAAGAAGUGCUGCUGCUAGCAUGGCUACCAGGUCUCUGUUUCCCGGUCAUGGACACCAGGAAACGAGAGCCUUUCCUCAAACCUCCAGGCAGGAUUUACUGUCCUGGUAUGUCUCCCUGGCCUAUGACUUUGCUUCCAGAUUCUGGGCUCCUUUCUUUUCUACUUUGGUAUUUCUAACCUUCCUCUGAGGUGUUUGCUCUCCAAUAACAAAUAGCCACCCCCUGCAGAAGUCAUUCCACUGUUCUCCUUCAGAAUGUGGAAACAAGUACUUCUUGUUGUUUCUGCUUGAAGGACUCUUUCUUCCCUGUUUAUUUCCUGUCUCUACACCUUUUCUUUAUUUGUAAUUACCCAAUAUUAUUUUUGUUUUCUAAUAAAAUAGAAAUAA
This is a messenger RNA of Mus pahari (shrew mouse), 852 nucleotides long. Its product is annotated as small cysteine and glycine repeat-containing protein 6-like. The record is from RefSeq and is a predicted model, not a curated record. NCBI's taxonomy places the organism in Eukaryota, Metazoa, Chordata, Mammalia, Rodentia, Muridae. Bases 61 to 486 code for a protein of 141 amino acids. The transcript has a single exon.